UUUUGUUUCUUUUCCCUCGCAUCACUCAAUCUCACCUCCUAGCCUGCGGGCAUUGUGCCCUUUGCCCUCCCUCCUGCUCUUCAGAGCCCCUUCACCCGGCCUUCAUCGCCUUGCUUGCGCAGUCUCCCUCCUCACCACAUCUGCACCACGCACGAUGUUCCACCUCCUCUCCUCCCUCUACACCGACCUUACAACGCGGCCGCGAUUUAACAUCCUCUUUCUCGGCGGGCCAAGCAGCGGCAAGACGUCUCUUCUUGCCGUGCUCAAAGAAGAGUAUGUCGAGCCGCCGAAGCAGCGAGGGGAAGCAGAGGGGAGUGGAAUGAGAAGAAGGAGGCAGCAGGAGGCCCUACCGAGGACUAGACCAACAGUAGGGCAGAACGUCUUGGAUAUCGUGGCGCCGAGCUUGCCAGAGGAGCCCAUGUCAGAGGAUGCGGAAGGAUCAAGCAGUGCUCUGAGGGGGCUUCAACAGAUUUGGCCACGCCCUCCUGCGGCCGAAUCGUUGCCCUCGUCACCCAGCGUCGCCUCUACCAGCAAGGGAGGCUGGUUCUCCUCAUCCUCACCCUCACCAGCCACGCUGACCCACCAGGCCGUGCGAACCACUUCUGUACUACACAUUUGGGAUCUCGGAGGCGAUCCAUCUCUCCGCCCAAUCUGGCGCGAGUACUACAAGGAGGCGCAUGCGGUGAUCUACUUUUGGGAUGUAGCGAGUGCGCAGGGCAGGGAGGACGAAUGGGAGACGCUGAGGACGUUGAGUGAGGAAGGGGCACUGAGAGGGAAGCCCGUACUUGUUGUCCUGAGUAGGGGAGAUAGAGGUGCUGCGAGUGGGAAGGAGGGGCGGACGAGGGGCGGCAGAUCAGCUGAGGGAGACGGUGGGGCGACGUUAUCGCCGCAGGAGGAGCAUGAGGAGGGAGACCUCAGCCUUAGCAUGGACGAUCCGAGACGGAGUGGUCUAGACGGCAUCAUCACCGAGAACGAUGCUGCAGCGGAGGAGGCUCGCCCCACUGCACCAGAUCACGCCGACCAAAAACCGGACGACGCCUCCAAGCCGGCCGGCACAGCUGCCACCCUCUUACGCUCGACUACGCAGGACGACGUCCUCGAAUCACUCAAAGCCUUCAUUGAAUCGCACAUUGAGGCGCACGUCGUGGAGGAGAUAGGAAACGCGAGUGUUGACUCGAGCAGAAGUGCGAACACCGCGAAGGCCGGAGGAGGGGAUGGAGCAGCGCAGAAGGUUGAAGGAGGAGACGGCGGUGCCGGAGAGGAGCAAGGCGGUGCGGACGAGGCAGAAGAUGACGCGGACGAUGAAGGUUCCCUCGAUGACGAGGGCCCACCACAGCUAUUCCCACCCACAACGCUCCUGCCUCUCAGUCUCGUCGAGGGGUAUGGCGAGCGGGACGUCAUGCGCUGGAUGAUAGCUCGCAGCCUUGAAGCGGCAAAGGCUCGGAGGUAGUCAAGUCAAGCCAAGCCAAGCCAAGCUAAGCCACGUCGACCUGUUGUCUUGCAUCUUCCCCAUUUCCUGUAAUAGAAGAAUGCCCACAAUUGAAUACCCCAAGUGGAAUGACACUCGCACGGUCACAAGACACCACGCAGCCCAUCAAUAUCUCGCGUCGUCUUGCACCUCCUUGUACCU
Jaminaea rosea is the source of this 1630-nucleotide messenger RNA. RefSeq lists its product as hypothetical. Gene Ontology annotation, cellular component: Golgi apparatus. Gene Ontology annotation, molecular function: GTP binding; GTPase activity. The transcript has a single exon. The record is from RefSeq and is a predicted model, not a curated record. NCBI's taxonomy places the organism in Eukaryota, Fungi, Basidiomycota, Exobasidiomycetes, Microstromatales. Bases 155 to 1450 code for a protein of 431 amino acids. Gene Ontology annotation, biological process: Golgi to plasma membrane protein transport; intracellular protein transport; protein localization to organelle.